This is a messenger RNA of Stegostoma tigrinum, 2638 nucleotides long. Its product is annotated as neurensin-1-like. The coding region runs from base 1818 to 2405 and encodes 195 amino acids. The transcript is spliced from 5 exons. Gene Ontology annotation, cellular component: neuron projection; neuronal cell body; transport vesicle. Lineage: Eukaryota; Metazoa; Chordata; Chondrichthyes; Orectolobiformes; Stegostomatidae. Gene Ontology annotation, biological process: nervous system development. The record is from RefSeq and is a predicted model, not a curated record.
UCCCUUCGACUCUCAGAAUAAAAUAAAUGGAGGGGGGGCAUCGUUUUCCAAUGUACGCGCCCACUUCUGGAAGGAAAGAGCCGAGGGGACAGGAAUUGCAUAACCUAAUUAGUUCUGGUGCUUCCUGUACGUCUGCACGGUGUUGAGGUGGGCAGCAGACAUCAGCUGCUCAGUGUGUGUGUGUGGUGUGGAUGUGUUUGUGCUUGUGAGCGUGUGGAUGUGUGAGUGUGGAUGCAAAUGUGUUCUCCCAGUGUGGAGCUGCCAGAUUGCAGGUGCAGUCUGCCACAAGAAAGAUUCAUCUCCAGCUAGAGCCCAGGGCUGAUCCUCAUCUGGCAUUUCGGGGCCGGUGGAUGGAAUCGCCGCUGUGUUAGCCAGCAGUUUCACAGCUCUUGUGCUGCAACAGUUCCUUGUAAUUAUAUAAGGGAACAUUGUGGACUGAGGCCAGUAUUGUGAAUGAUAUUGAAAAGCAGAUGUACAAAUGCUCUAAAAUGCUAAAUUUAUCAUCAAAGCGAUGUCAAGGGAACCAAUGAAUAAAUAACAGCUGCAGCUCACGGGGAUACUGUUAUGACCCUGAGGCCUGAUUGAAGCAAUGUAUCAACAUGGAUCAAGGUUAUGCCUGUCCCAAGUCAAACUGUACACCUAAGAAAAUACCCUUUUAUAAGCCACGACUUAAAACUUACAUUGGAUCAAGAUUUUGAUCAGCCCUUCUAACAUCUGCUAACAUAACUCAGUGACAGGUUUGUGCCUGAUGAAUUACAUUGGGAUGAUUUGCGAAUGUUAAAGUUGCUCCAUAAAUGCAAGCUGUCCGUGUGGAGCCUUUGGACCACACUUCCAUCAAAGAAACAGGCAUCGGGAGAUGGGAACUUUCCUGACGCUGCAAUCUUUCAUUCAUCCUGGAGGAGUACACUUUCUCUGUUUCCAUGUUGGAUUGAGUGACUAACCCACCCUUGGUGCAGCUUUCCUCUUGGAACAUGACUAGGAUUUUGGAAGGCAAGGGAAAGAGACCUACAGUUCCAAGACAGUCUCCGGUCUCCAUCACUUCUCUCCCCUAACCAGUGACUACUUCCCUCUCCCUGCUUAAUGACAGAGGUUGAAUUAGUCAGCCCGCAGGCUUUGACCCAAAGGCUCCAUCACAAAGACUGUCACUAUACACCUCCGCAAGACUGCUUGUCUCAGCCCCUGUUUCUUCACGUUUACUGUCGGAACCCCUGACCAUGUCUUUGUUACCCCGGUGACAGACUACAACAAGAAGACACACUAAUCACCCUACCGUACAUCACAUUUGUAUCAGAGAUGGCCAGAGGACUACUCAGACCCCUAGGCAUACAAACUAACAACCACCCUGUGACAACUGCUGACUAACAUAAAGGAUCCUAUACCCACAACCAAUAAAAUUAACAUAAUAUGCAAAAUAUCAUGCAAGGACUGACAGAAACAUUACAUAGGCCAAACUGGAAGAAAACCGACAAUAAGGAUACAUGAACGCCAACCAGCCACCAAGAGACAUAACCAACUCUCACUGGUCUCAAUACACAUGGACAGAGAAGGACACAAAUUCAACUGAGUCAGCACAUCCAUAAUGCACAAGCCAGGGAAUUCCUGGAUGCCUAGCAAUCCAACUGGAACUCCAUCAAACACAUUGAACUGGACCAGAUACACAAACCACUGAAAAACAGAAGCGGAAGUGAUGACAACCAUCCCAGCACAUAAACCACGAGCAGGACAGAACACCAGUGCUUCACCACAGACAUACUAACGAUGUUACCGAGCAGGGUGAUGAUACGUCUGCAAUCAACCGCACCGGCUUGACCAACUCCAUGGCGGGCUGCGGAGAUUUGUGCAUGACCCAAAUGAGAGGGGAACCGCAGAAGCAGCAGCAGCGCUAUGGAGUACGAUCCUAUCUGCACUUAUUCUAUGAGGACUGCACUGGCUCAAUGCUGGAGGAUGAUGAGCUAGAUGAGCUGAACAGGCAGCGCUCCUUCGGCGGCUGGUGGUCAGCCCUCUGGAAGGUCGGCCUGUCAGCAGGGACCAUCCUCUUACUCGUUGGCCUAGCAACAGUCACUACCGGUUACCUGGUGCCCCCGAAGAUCGAAGGUAUCGGGGAGGCUGACUUCCUGGUGGUGGACAGGCGUGCCAUCGAGUAUAAUGAGGCGCUGGAGGUCAGCAAGCUGGUCGGUGCCAUUCUCUUCAGCAUAGGAGGGACGGCAAUCGCAGUGUGCAUUCUGGUUCUGACCCUUUCCAGGCACAUCCCCAGAGAUGAAGAGAGACAGUUUUCACCCAUUUUAAAGGGAGGCCCACUUGAAACAAAGCACAAAAUGGCUGUAAAAACUGGGUUGCCAGGGGACACCCAAAUCCCUCUUAGUUUGUCAAGAGUACAAAGCAUCCAACCCAAGACAGGAACCUGAGGGGCCAGUGCCCAAGCCCUUUAUGAAACAGGUCUCCUUGACAAUGUGAAUUCCAGUGUGAAGUCUUGAUCAAAUGGUCACACUUCCAUCGAUAGGCUUUAAGAGGUGUUUCCUUACUAAUGUGAAAAGAUUUCUGGCUGAUCUGAAUAUUCAGGGCCCCAGCCCUUUCCUAUCCCCAAUCCUGCAUUUCACUAAUCCAAUGGUGUUUCAAUUUAACAUCUUUAUCAGCAAAA